Pelmatolapia mariae (spotted tilapia) is the source of this 9338-nucleotide messenger RNA. It is a transcript of the gene cicb, whose product is annotated as capicua transcriptional repressor b. NCBI's taxonomy places the organism in Eukaryota, Metazoa, Chordata, Actinopteri, Cichliformes, Cichlidae. Gene Ontology annotation, biological process: regulation of transcription by RNA polymerase II. The transcript has 21 exons. Gene Ontology annotation, cellular component: nucleus. The coding region runs from base 1170 to 9338 and encodes 2722 amino acids. The record is from RefSeq and is a predicted model, not a curated record. Gene Ontology annotation, molecular function: DNA-binding transcription factor activity, RNA polymerase II-specific; RNA polymerase II transcription regulatory region sequence-specific DNA binding.
UCCUUGACCUUAGUUUACGAGUUUUGCGUGGAGCAGCGCUAGCGUAGUAAAAAAAAAGAGAGAGAGCGAGAAAGAAAAACAACCCACCUAUUUGCGGCACUGCAGCCCGAAUGUUUACUAACAGGCUCGCUCGGUGUUAAAAAAGCGCUCUUUAGGAGGAAACGGAUAACACCUACAGAGCGAAUUGCACCCAGUUUUCCUGCGCUCUGACUCACGGUGUCAUUAUUUGGGUGCUGUAUCCGCUAUCGUUUGCGUACUACCACUACUACAACCACCACUACUACUAACGUUACUGAGCUGCUUACUAGAGCGAAACACCAAGACGAAAAAGAUUCUGCUUCAUUUAUUUUUUUCCCAAGUUUUUUUUUUUAAUUAGAGUGACUAGCACCAUUAAAAGGAAGCCUCCCCCGGAGUGGUUACGUGCACUCCAGGCGUUGUAGUGAGUAUUUGCAUGCCAAACAUCGCUGUAUAAGGAAGACUUGGGCCCGUCUAUAAGGGGACAAUAAAGCGUCACUUGAAACCGGUUGUUUGUGUUUGUUACCGAGGACCGUGCAGCACGGCAGACCGCCUGACUGUCUCGAGUCAUAAUACUCCUUUGACAUUGUGUAGUACUCUCAGAGAUCAGCUAUAAAAAAAUGCACACCGUGUUUUCUCGUCUCUUCCAUCGCCAACACUACACUUUUUUCUUUUUUUGCACAGCAAUCUGGCAAUCAGUGUCGAUGCAACCUUGACAUCUCUGACUAGGCAGUUUUUAACAGUUGUGUCAUUUUUGUCUUUAGGUAUUUUUUCAGUGGCAGGAAUUUUUUUUACAUUUUAGGUUCAGAUUUCCUCUUUUGUUUUUUUUAUUAAUUGUUGCACUUGUGUGGCCCUGGUGGUGUAUAGCUUGUUGAGCAGUUGGCCAUUGAUAUGGCAUUGGCAGUUCUGUCAUUUGGUCCCAAACAGGAACAGUCGCCUGUGAUCUAUGCUCCAACCUUCCUUGCUGAUCAAUACGGGCCAGGAUGCACAAAUUUCAGCUCUCGUUGUUUCUUCUUUAUUAGUCAGAUUCCAAUACAGAGGGAACAGAAAAAACGGGCAAAAGAAAAAGUGUCGGAAAACAAGGAGUGCUUUGGAAGUAGAAAAAAAAGGAAACGCCGCGCAAUCUGCAGGACUUGGUGAACAGUGAAGAAAAGAUGAGGCCAUUAAAGAAACACAGAGGGCGUUCUCCCCCGUUAACUAGAGGCAGAGGGGGGAGGAGGAGAGGGGGCUCUCAGCCUCCCCAAGAAAAGGACCCCAGAAGAGUCAAGAGGGAGACUCUUGUCAAAACCACACAAAGCACCCCUUCCAAACGCAAACACGGCCAACCCAACUCUGACAAGGAACCAAUCACAAAUAGCAAUACCCCCAUGAGGGAGGAGCCUACUGAACUGAGGAAACCUGUGGAGUCAGCUGAGAAUGGUGGAAAGCAAGCAGAAGAAAAGACAGAAAAGGAGAAGAUAGCGGGCACAAAUGGAAACAGUACUAUGCCCGCUGAUUCUGUAGCAUUUCCUACCUCUGCCCCAGCGCCACUCACCACAGCUAGACCCUCUAUAGCCACCAGUCACAGCCCCAGUUUAGGCUCAGUUUCUAGUAGGAAAACAGCCACGUUUAAGGCUCGUGUACCCAAAAAAAAAUACACAUAUGAGCACUUUGCCAACAGUGCAAGUGCUACAUCUACCAUUCCUACCUCCAGCCCUGCUCUCGUAAAUAACAGUUACUGCAAUAUCAACAGCAAAGUUAGUGAUAGUGUUAAUAGUCCCAAUAACCAUUUCAAGACUAGUAACAGUGUUAGUAAUAGCAUUAAUAAAAGCACUAACAGUAGUACUAAUAGUAACGCUACAAGUGGUAUUAAUAACAUGAGCAGUAACAGUUGUGCUGGGAGCCAUACUACUUUUAUCAAUAGCAGUAAUAGCAUAAGUAACAGUUGCUCAGGUAAUCAGCCAUCAGUGCUAACUGUGGACAGUAAAGCUACAGAAGCAAACCAUUUUGUCUCCAUGGAGGAUAAAACCCUCAGGACAGCAGAUUCCCAGGAAAAAGCGUCCCAGUCUGGGGAAAAUGAGCCUGAGGGGGCCCCGAACUCUGUGCGCUCCUCCUCCACGGAUACAGCUAGUGAGCACUCAGCUGACCAGGAUGUGAUGGAAGCAUCAGGACCAAGUCUUCAUCAGAAGAACUACCACAUCCCAGCUCCUCUACACAACUCACACCCUAAAGAGCCCAAUCUGUCAGAGGGGCUAGCUGAAGCUCUGGCCAAAGGCAUGAAGAACCAGAGAGUCCUGGCUCGCUGUGUCACAAGCGGUGGUGAGGCUGCGAAUAGUGGACACUCACGCCCCCCGUCACAUGUUUUUAGACCAGGGGUGGUGCGUAGGGUGUGUGGGGGUACUGUCGAAGUUCAGCUCCAAGGAGAGGAGACCCUUGUAAAAUAUCCAUUUCAUAGUGGAAGUACAAUGACGUCGUUAGCGACUGAGAGCACUGUGGAUUUUAUUUUAGAUGCCCCCCCACCUGGCAUGACACCUGUAGCUGUUGGGACCCAAGUGUGUGUGCCGUUUGGCGGGGAGGAAGGGGAUUCUCUGUUGUACAGAGAGGGGAUUGUUACUGAGGUGGACCCACACCCUGGUGUCUCAUUUCCUUACCAGGUGCUCCUGAGUGAAAAAAAAGAAACUCUGGGUGGAGGGGCAAUAGAGGAGAAAGAGAAAAGGAGCACAAGCAGCCAGGCUGUGUGGGUGUCCCGACAGAGCCUGAGAUUACUCACUCCUCCUUGGGAGGUCUCACAUUUAGAUGGUGGGAGAGCAAAGGAGAGAGAGCGGGAGAGGGAACGGGAAGAGAGACAGCGGCGGGAAGAGAUGGAGGUCGAGAGAGAGGUUUGCCAGCUGAGUAUUGGAAUGGGAGUGUUGGGAGGUGGAGUAAGGCUGGGUCAUGGUUUUUCACAUGGCGGGGUCAUAGGAGGACAUAACUAUGGAACUGUACAUCCACCCACACAUUCCUCCACUGGGACUUCUAGUGCCGUUACCAGCACAGGUCACGGAUGCAGCGAUAAUUACUGUGAUCGAGAAAGACAGAAAGAGCCAAACACACCAGAAGAAGAUGUUGAGGUGUCUCGUUUUAACAUGGGCCACACCGUUAGUCAUAAGACAAAUCCGGCAACCUCUCAGCACAACAGCAUCCUCUCCAAGUCCAGCGGCUAUCCUCCCUCCUCCCCCCACCUCUCUGUGGUGAGAAGCUUGGGACCUCCACACCUCUCCACUGUAGCUAGUCCUCAGCCAACUCCAUCCCCAGCCUUACUGGGGUCUGAAAUGAACAACACCACUUUAAACCUACCUCCAUCCAAAACCACUCCUACUCAGACCCUUACUCCUACUUCUGGUGGGGGGUCCUCCUCUACCUCCUCACGCUCCAGGACACCCCUUUCAUUGGCUCAGCAGAAAUACAAAAAGGGUGAUGUUGUCUGCACACCUAAUGGUAUCCGUAAGAAGUUCAAUGGUAAGCAGUGGAGGAGGCUGUGCUCCAGGGAGGGUUGUAUGAAGGAGUCUCAGCGCCGAGGAUACUGCUCUAGACACCUGUCCAUGAGGACCAAAGAGAUGGAGGCUGCAGGUGCAGAGAGGGGAGGAGGAGGAGGCAGCAGCUCAGGGACAGUCACCCCUUCUGACCUCCGGGGAAGAGCAAGCAGUGAGUUUGAGUGGGACGACACAUCAAGAGAGAGCAGUGAGGCCAGCAGCAGAGGAGACUCCAGACCCCGACUGGUCCUCCCCUCCCUCCUCCCUCAUGACCUGUCGUCACGGUUUGACUUUGAUGAGUGUGAGGCUGCCACCAUGCUGGUGUCAUUAGGAAGCUCCCGCUCUGGCACCCCCUCCUUUUCUCCCAUCUCCAACCAGUCACCCUUUUCCCCUGCCCCCUCUCCCUCGCCCUCUCCACUGUUCGGUUUCAGGCCGGCAAACUUCUCCCCGAUUACGGCAUCCCCGGUCCUGCAACAUCGGAGGCACAGACAGCCCAGUGGCACGGGGGGAGGAGGGGGAGGGGGCAGUAAGGCAUCAUCCACAGCUGGAGGAGAAAGGGAGAGACACACUUCAGGCGUCCAGCCCACCUUACAGAGUAACCUUACGUUUACAGUCCCCAUGAGCCCCAGUAAGCGAAAGCCGGAUGCACCUCCUCCACCACCCCUGCCCUCACAUCACCAUGAUUACACACCCAAAACAGAGCUGGAGCCGGGCGACCAUAACAGCUCUUUCAGAGUGCUGUCACCCCAAACGCCAGCUUUGCAUUCCCGCACACACACUCCCACCUUCUCCCGACCCAGAGGAGUGACCACUCCCUCCUCCAGCAGGCCCCCUUCUUCCACUGCUGUCUCCCCUCCUCCUCUUCUGGUGUCCCCAACUCCUCCUUCUCCUCUCACUACUGACGGAGGGCCUCGUCGUGUGGUCCCUGUUUCCCAACAGGCCUUGCGGGACUCUCCUGUCAUUGUGAGGAAUCCCGAAGUCCCACUGGCAAAAUUUACAGAGUGUCCCCUGGGAAGAGGAGGAGGAGGAGUAGGUGGUGUUGGAAAUGAGGGAGGGAAGGAAAACACUUUGUCUAAAGACAUCACCCAAACCCACCUGACUCCUCAGCCAGUUUCUGGCCUCCAGGUUCCUGUCCCAAUUAACGCUGCUGCAGCCGCAGUACCUAAUGGCACCGUCCUCUUACGGAGCCCAGCCCAAACUCUGGUGCUCGUGUCCCCAACACCUUCCUCCCUGCCCACCGCUGACACCCCUGCUACUGCGCUGCAGGCCCUGUCAGUUACCGUCAGCACAACCGUCACAGUUCCUGCUCCAAGUAGCACGGACAGCUGUGGGGAACGAGAAGAGAACAGGGGCGCAGGGUUUGGUGGUGAGGUCCAGCAGCCAGUUCCCUGUCACCCUUCCCCCACAGCUCUGCUGCCCCUGAUCCUGCCAGCGGAAAGUCUUCACCCCGUCCCACGCAAGGACAUCAUCAUGGGACGUCCAGGCACAGUGUGGACCAAUGUAGAGCCCCGGUCAGUUCCAGUCUUCCCUUGGCAUUCAUUGGUCCCCUUUCUGGCACCUACCCAAUCAGAUGCUACUUCUCAGCCAGGAGAGGGCCAGCACCCAGUCAACCACCCUCAAGCAGCCAGUCUGAAGACGGAGUGUCAGGGGGUGGCAGCGCUGCCACAGGAGCCUGCAGAGGCACCUCCCACUGUAGAGAGAGGUCCCCCAUCAAGGCCUCCCCCUGCUUCAGAUGAGCCGCCUCCAGAGAAAGAGAAAGGAGAUACAGAGAGGGAGAGGCCUGACAGUGAAACUGAGAGUGAUGUGGAUGACCCCUUCCUUCCAGGAGUCGUACAAGAGCAGCCUCUCUCUACAUCACCAGGAAAGAGACGUACUCAGUCGCUCAGUGCGCUGCCCAAAGAUGGAGACAAGAGCAGCCCUGGAAAGAGGGAGAAGGACCACAUCAGGCGACCAAUGAAUGCAUUUAUGAUUUUCAGCAAGCGCCAUCGAGCAUUGGUUCACCAGCGUCACCCGAACCAGGACAACAGGACAGUCAGCAAGAUUCUUGGGGAAUGGUGGUACGCUCUAGGUCCUAAAGAGAAACAGAAGUACCAUGAUUUGGCCUUCCAGGUCAAAGAGGCCCACUUCAAGGCCCACCCAGACUGGAAGUGGUGCAAUAAAGACAGAAAGAAGUCCAGCUCUGAAGGUCGUGGGGUACCAGGGAGCAAAGACAUUAGAGAGAGGAGCAUGUCUGAAUCCACAGAGCCCCAUUCUGUCGAGCUGAAGGGUGUCGGUCCAGGACUGGUGGGUGUGUCCGAGAGGAGUACAGGAGAAGGCCAUGCGAGUCAGCUUACUCGCCCCAGAGCCUUCUCCCAAAGUGCUGUGCACAGCCUGGAGCGGAGUGACAGGGGUAAUACGCAAGCCCUUGCAGAACUGGCACAGAUGUGUGGGGAUGGUGGCAAUCAGUUCUCGAGCCAUGCCCCUCCUUUGGCACAGUCUCAGCGUGGGGUCAGCGAGGACAUGACCAGUGAUGAGGAGCGCAUGGUCAUCUGUGAGGAGGAGGGAGAUGAUGAUGUCAUUGAGGACCCUUAUCCUAGCAGCUCCAUAGACCUCAAGUGUAAGGAGCGUGUGACUGACAGCGAUAGCGAGAACGGUUCGGGUGAUGAAAGCGAUCGAAAGAGAGUUUUUGCUCCAGUCAUUUGCUCUUCUGCUUCCUCCUCUUCCUCACACCAUACUCCUCAUGGUAGGAGUGUCUCACUGUCCUCUUACCCCACCACCAAGCGCUAUGAUGAGGGGAGAUCAGGAGGGGGAGCGUUUUUGGACCACAGGAGGAAGGAAAGAGCAGAGGGAGAGAAUAAGGAUGCAUUUGGAGGGGAGGAAGGUGGAAGUGGGCAAGCCUCUUCUCUCUCCCUUUCUUCUGGUCAGUCAGUCAUGUCCACUUCUCCAGCCGGAGGGCCUCUUCCCUCAUCAGUAAGUUCGCUGGGGGCGAACCCACUCCUGAGGGUGGCCUCUACAGUGGUGACCAAUGUAAUGCGUCCUGUUAUCAGCACACCGCUCCCUAUUGCCAGCAAACCUAGAGAUGGAGCCACUUCAUCCAGCCCUCAUCCUUCCGAAAGGAAGUCUCUGACUCCCCAGCAGCAGCCGCAACUCUUGAUUGGUUCAGCUUCAGGAGGCGGGGCCACAGCCACAGGGGGUGGGUACUAUUCUUCGUCAUCACCCAGUCCAGCUAUGGGUCCAGGUGGUGUAGUGACUAAUUUAGUGUUAGGAGGGGCUUUGCCUCCCCAACCCUCUAUACAGCUUGUAACCCCCUCCCCACAACCCCAGCCAUCUCAGCCGCAGGCUCUUCCACCCACUGCUGUUUCAGCUCAGCAUAGCCAAACCAACGGGCCCCUGCCUCUGCCCCUGCUUCAGCCCCAGUUCCUUCCUGCUUCCUCCCUGGCACCUGGGAGUAAGGCCAUCACUCAAGUCCAGUACAUUCUGCCUACCCUACCUGCCAACACCAACCCAAAGAGUCCACCUCAGCAGCUCAGCCAGCCAACCAGUGUCUUCAACCUGCCCACAGCUCCACCGACACAUGUGUCCUUGGCCAAUGGAAAGCAGCAGGGUACAAGUCCACUGACGGGAUACACGUCCAGCUCAGCAGUGGGAGUCGGCCCAGGAACUAGAGUGCAAGCACAGUCUCCGGCGCUCCAGGGUAAAAUGCUUGUUCCCAUGGCAACAGUGCGGACCGCGCCAGCGCCUGCCCAGCAGUUUCCGAUUGUGGCUCCACCUCUUCCUGUCCAGAAUGGAGCUCAGUCCGGAAGCAAGAUCAUCCAUAUAGCUCCUAUGCCCGUUGUUCAAUCUCAGCUGCCUCAGGGUGGAGCAGUACAUCCUGCCAGCCCCUUCCCUGUAACAGUGGGCACAGCUGCUGUGGUAGCACCAGGAUCAGCCCCCUCCCAGGCUGUUCUAGUGCCACCAGCACCUACAAGGAUCACCUACGUCCAGUCCACUCCAGGGAUACCAUCCACCCUGCCUCUAGUCUCCAAUACAACAGCCUCCUCCCCUUCGCAGCAAGCUCUGCCAGUUCCUGGGUCUGCAUACGUACCCUCGCCCCUUGCAACUCUUGGGUUCACAGCCAUUGCCCCGCCUGGACAGACGCUGGUACAGCCGCUGAUUGCAGGUCAACCACCACUCCUGGCCACAGCUCAGUCUCCACAGCCCUCCACCUCAGCCCCUGCUUCAGGCUCCGGGGGCCAGAUAGUAACUGCCAUCUACCCUCCUUCACCUAGCGUCACCAUGGCAACAGGGGUGGUCUCCAUGGCAGCAGUACCCCCCAGCGUGGUCUACUCUGUCUCCAGCCCGUCGAGCGCUUCUCCCCACAUCCUGCCCAAAUACACAGCAACCCCCUCCAUCAUCACGCACCCACAUUCGGACAGACAGACUGACAGGCACCUGCUUCCGGACAGACCUGCGGAUCGACAAACUGACAGGCAGACGGAGAGGCAGGCAGAACUGCUGACACAUUCGGAAAGACAGCUUGAGAGGCAGACGCAGCCCUCCAGCAGCUCAGCGGCGCCUCCCAGUGGCUCUGCUGGGUCCAUAAGGCCCUGCAGUCCUUCGCUUCAGAUCCAAACACCCGGAAGCACACCAGGCACACCCAAACUCACCCCGCUUCCAGUCAGGGUCCCACAGAAAGUGAAGGCAACAGUGGCCACCAUUCCCGUAGGCAGCUAUGAAGGAGGAGGCCGAGGGAAGGAGAGAGAGCGUGACAAAGACAAGGAGCGAGAGCGGGAGAGAGAGAGAGAGCGAGAAAAGGAGAGGGAAAGGGAAAGGGAAGCUGCAGCCAACAGUCAUUUUGCCUUUGAUCCUGAACCACCGGGGCAGACGGCGUCUCCAUCAGCACAUCCCACAGAGGAGCCAGCAUCCUCACUGGAGGGCUCCAGUGCUGGAGACUCCUCUGACUCAAGAAACAGGGAAAGCACAACCGCCAAAGAGGCUGGGUGGAAGGAGUCCCUCCCCUCCUCUCCUCUCCCUCCUCCAUCAGCCACAGAGCCCGCCCUGCCACCUCCACAGACUGACAAAGAAUGUCCCACACCCAAAAAGGUCAAAGCCCGCCCACCACCUCUAAAGAAGACCUUUGACUCUGUUGACAAGGUGUUGUCAGAGGUGUACUUUGAGGAACGAUUUGCCGAGCUGCCAGAGUUUCGGCCCGAGGAGGUUUUGCCGUCACCGACUCUGCAGAGCCUGGCCACCUCACCUCGUGCCAUUCUGGGGAGCUAUCGCCGCAAGAGGAAGAACUCAACAGAUUUGGACUCGGCUACAGACGAGCAAAUCUCCCCAAAGAGGAAGAGUCGGCGGCGUUCCAGCUGCAGCUCCGAGCCCAACACGCCUAAAAGUGCCGCUAAAUGCGAGGGGGACAUCUUCACCUUUGACAGAGCAGCUUCUUUCCCAGCACCAGAUGGAGAAGACAUCUUGACUGAACUGGAGUUUGAUAAGGUGCCGUACACUUCCCUGCGCCGAACGCUGGACCAGAGGAGAGCACUGGUCAUGCAGCUGUUCCAGGAGCAGGGCUUCUUCCCAUCAGCUCAGGCCACUGCAGCCUUCCAGACGAGAUACUCAGAUAUAUUCCCCACCAAGGUGUGUCUGCAGCUGAAGAUCAGGGAGGUGCGGCAGAAGAUCAUGCAGACAGCUGCUCCUUCCGAUGCCUCUCUUUUAUGCGCCUCAGACUCAGCCGGCUCCAUCGCCGGACCUUCUGGGUCUCAGUCAGGGGAAGGAUUUGGGAGAGCGGGUGGAGACCCGCAGGAUGAAGACAUGGAACACGGGACAGAAGCGAGCCCAGAGGAUCCUCGUGAUUCACAAGAUUCUUCUAGAUGA